Molecule: messenger RNA, 1566 nt
Organism: Aureobasidium namibiae CBS 147.97
Lineage: Eukaryota; Fungi; Ascomycota; Dothideomycetes; Dothideales; Saccotheciaceae
Exons: 2
Coding region: 1-1566 (521 amino acids)
Source: RefSeq, a predicted model, not a curated record
AUGGACACUUCAGCCGACAAGACCGAAGCCAAGGAAAACGAUGUAGCACUCGCUGGACCUCAAGCAACCAACGAGGUCAACGCACCAGACGGCGAAGGGAAGACGGAAGCAGCCAUACUUCCCUCUGAUGUGGCCGCCGACGCUGCCACGCCUUCGGGGAACAAGAACGGAAAGAGAAAGUCCACAUCGGGCGUUCCAGAGCACAAGACCAAGAAGGUGAACAAGAGAAAGUCGGUAGCUCAACUGAACCUCGACAUCCAGCCGGGUGACUACUACUGGGCUAGACUCAAGGGAUACUCACCAUGGCCCUCGAUCGUCUGCGAUGAGGACAUGCUUCCUGAGAUUCUUCUUGGAAACAGACCUGUGAGUGCCAAGCGUGCCGACGGUUCUUACCGCGAGGAUUACGAGGACGAGGGCAAGAACGCCAAAGACAGAACCUACCCUGUCAUGUUCCUGGGAACCAACGAAUUCUCUUGGAUGGUCAACACCUCUCUCACCAAGCUGGAGCCUGGCGAAUGCACUCCCGACAAGCAAACUGGCAAGAUAUCCAAGGCCCUGAAGGAGGCCUACGACAUUGCCGAGGAACGUCACGACUUGGACUACUUCAAGAACAUGCUUGAGGAAUUCAUGCAAGCACAAAAGCAGGCUCAAGAAGACGAGGCUGCCAAACAAGCCGAGAAGGAGGCUAAGGCUGCCAAGAAGGCCGAGAAGGCCGCUGCAGACAAGACCAAGGAGAAGAAGGACCGUAGAAAGAGCAAGAGCAAGGAGACUGUCUCCGAUGCUGAUGAUAUGGAUCUUGAUGUUCCCGAGGAUGCAGAGACUAAGCCUACCAAGAAGAGAAAGAAGGAGGCUGAUAGUGAAGGCGAGGGCCCCAAGGUAAGAAGGCAUUAUCCGGAUCGUCCACGCUUGGAGCUAACAGAGAGGCAGCCCAAGAAGACACCCAAGGCACCCAAGGUUGCAGCUGCUAAGACUAAUGGCGAGUCGGCCAAGAAGGCAGCCAAACCCAGAAAGGUCGUACAAAAGCCUGCUGAUGAGGAACCCGUCACCGAAGCCGAGAAGCUGGAGCGCCGCGAGAAGGCCGUUCUUUAUCUACGCCAUAGACUGCAGAAGGGCUUCCUUAUGCGCGACCAGACACCCAAAGAGGAAGAAAUGGCUACCAUGGACGAAUUCUUCAAACAACUCGAGGCCUACACAAACCUCGAGCCCGCCAUCAUCCGUGGCACAAAGAUCUACAAGGUGCUUCGCGGUGUGGUCAAGCUCUCGUCGAUUCCCAAGGAAGAGGAGUUCCAAUUCAAGAAGAGAUCAAAUGAUCUUCUCGCCUCUUGGCACGAAGCGCUCGGUUCCAAGGGCGACGACAAGGAUGAUGAGAAGACAGAGGACAAGGACAACUCUGAGAAGGUAGAGAAGGCCGAAGAGACCGUCGAGAAGACAGAGUCCAAGGAAGCUACCGAGGCUCCCAGCAACACAGAAGCUGCUGAGGACAAGGACGUUGCCAUGACCGAUGUGAAGGAGGACAAGAUUGAGUCAGCACCUGCUGCAGUCAGCGAGACCGCCACCGCAGAGUAG